This is a messenger RNA of Coccomyxa subellipsoidea C-169, 1422 nucleotides long. RefSeq names its product tRNA pseudouridine synthase A. Bases 259 to 1152 code for a protein of 297 amino acids. Gene Ontology annotation, biological process: tRNA pseudouridine synthesis. The record is from RefSeq and is a predicted model, not a curated record. The transcript is spliced from 7 exons. NCBI's taxonomy places the organism in Eukaryota, Viridiplantae, Chlorophyta, Trebouxiophyceae, Coccomyxaceae. Gene Ontology annotation, molecular function: RNA binding; pseudouridine synthase activity.
AUGAAUUUGAACACCCGCAAGAAAUCAAAGUAUGAUGUGUCAUAGUAAGCAGACACCUACAAGCUUAGUUAUUCAUCUGUAUGCACACCUCUCGUUGCUUUCUAAUCCCAGAUCGAGCAAACUUGCCAUCUCGACUCACCUACAGGCUGAUUGUGGCAAGCUUGGAAAGCAUCACUAGCGUCAUGCUUACAGUGUGGCAGUGGCGAUACUGGCAAUGGCUGGAGCCCAGUAGCACAUGUGCUUGAUCUGAGCAGACCUAUGCAACUUCAGCUGCGUAGAAUUGGUUGCCAACGGCUAUGCCUAAGGGUAUACAAAUUCAAAAGUGGGAAAAUUGACAGGCUACCCGUUCCUGUUCUGCAGAGGCGACACUGCACUGCGUUGCUCCAUAAUUACAAGGCGACAAUCAGCUAUGACGGGACUGACUACAAUGGCUUCCAGCUCCAACUUGGAGUCCGAGGCAGAACCAUACAGGGAGAGCUCGAGAAAGCGUUGACAUUGGUGACGCAGAAUGACAGGGCAGAAUUGAAAGUUACGGCCUCCGGUCGCACAGACGCUGGCGUCCAUGCCUCAGGCCAGGUGGUCAACUUCUUCAGCGGGAAGGGGCAUUGCCCUAGCAGGCUUUGGCAUUCGAUGAACAGGCUGUUGCCACCAGACAUCAGGGUGUUGGAUGUGCAGCCUGUCGGCCCUGACUUCAAUGCCAGAUUCAGCGCUUUGAGCAAGGAAUACCGGUUUCAAAUCUGCACCGGGCCCCUGCAUGAUCCCUUUCUGUGGAGGUAUAGCCAGCAUGUUUAUCUUCCCCUAGAUGUGGAAGCUAUGCGGCAGGCGGCAAAAUGCUUCCUAGGCUCACAUGACUUCACACAAUUUGCAAGCACUUAUCCUGUUGGAAUGAAUCCUCGGAAGACGUUGACCCGUUUUGAAGUGGUUGAGGUCAGGCCAGGUUUCUUGCGGUUGGAAGUACAGGGCUCGGGAUUCCUUUACAGAAUGGUCAGGCACAUGGUUGGUGCUCUUAUUGAGGUUGGAAAGGGCACAAUGAAGGAGGCCCAGAUUGAAGAAUUGCUAGCGCUAGGUUCCAAGAAAUUUCCUGGUGAGAAACAUAGGGGAUGGACCGUUGCAGAUGCCAAAGGCCUCUUCUUGCAUGAAGUUUGGUACUAACUGCCUGCCUUAGAGCCCAGGCUCAGCCUGAGAUCGUCUUGUCUUGAAAAUCCAUACUCUGCGGCAGCCACAACAAAUAUAUGUAGUCAAAUGAUCAGACCGGGUGGUCUAUGAAUGGCUUAAAGUCACUUAAUGAUAUUGCUAGGAAUCUCCAGAGCAUGCUGAGCAUGCUGUGACCUUGGCUAUAUAUUCUAUACUGCCAAGGGCACCGUGCUGCUACAGUGCGUUUUACAAGGAAGCAAUUUUGCGCUAUGUAAUGCUCAUGUGAAC